AUGGCACGGCCGCUGACGCAUGUGCGACUGGAGGACUGCUUCGGCGAGGAGCAUCUUGUGGAGAUCCGGACCUUGCCAGAAGAUGUACAACAGGCCGUGCAACAGCAGCUCGAAGAGAAAUAUGGCAUCAAGCAGGCUCCCAUCCCUCAAAAAGAGCCCGGAACCAUCGAUGAGGGCGAGGUGAGGGAGUGGCUGGUCGGGUUGCCACUUACCGACACACACCCGCUGCCGCCGCUGCUCGAUACCGCCCUCGCGUGGACCCGCAAGGCAAAGUGCAGGGCGGUGCUUGACAAAGUGGACGACUUCACACCGCGCGUGGCGGCGCUGCUGCCCGCGCUGCUGCCCAGGCUCCCCGGCGAAGCACCGACCGACGACGAAGACUCGACACUCUUGCGCGCCGCGAUCUUGCUCCUCCGCCUUCUGCGCAACCUGUGCCCCAACUCGCCUGACAACCAGCACCACAUCAGGGAAGCCGGGGUGAUCGAGACCGUGCUGGCGUUUGUGCGCCGCAUGGAGGAGCGGACGCGUACGCUGCAGGCGGAGAAUCAGGCCUGCAAGUCGCACACGGAAGCCAUGCGCAUGGCCCUGCAGCUGCUGGCCAACUUCUGCACGGCCAACUCCGAAAAUCAACAAUACCUCUGGGAGCUGCUCUUCCCUUCCGCCCUUCUGUACGUGCUCGUUCUCCUGCGCGCACGCGUGUGUAAGGCGCUGACGUCAUCAUCGGUCUCCGCUGUUUCCUGGUUCAGGGACCUGAUCACGGUGUCGACCGAUCCCCAGUGCACGGGGCACGCCUGCAUGCUGCUACACAACUGCACCCACGCGCAGUCGCGCUGGCGAGCCCAGGUGGCGCUGUCGAGGCCACACAUGGAGGCCCUCGUCGCCGUGCUGGCGCACGAGGGCGCGGGCGGAGGCGCCUACGCCGAUGCGUUUGAGUGGGCCGUCCUCUUCCUCGAGGCCGUGCUCAAGGACGGCCUGUUGUCCCAGAUUUGGGCCAAUCUUGCCAGCCCGACCCUGCCGGUCCAAGUGGUGCUACUGAAGAUACUCGACGGUCUGACCGACCGCCUGGCUAAGGUCGCGAAUGGGACCACAUCGACGGCGUUGAUGCCCCUCGAAUCGUACGUUUUCCUGGCGCUCGAGUUCAAGCGACUACGGGACGACGCCGAGCGGCGCAGUGGCGAUGGAAAAGAAGAGGGAAAAGAAACAACAGAGGAGGAAGUGGAGGAAAACGAUACCGAUGCGCGCCUACAGAUCGAGAUGGAAGAUCUGAGCGACGCGUUGCUGCUCCUGCUGCAGAUAUUCUCGGCGGUGGCGUUGUCCGACUCAGCUGAGAAUGCCCGCUUGAAGACCGCUCUCGCCGAGGCGGAAACGCUCGGCCUUCUCUACCAAGAGGCUCAGACCACCAGCACUGGCGCCGGCACGCGCAAGUGGGACGACCCUCCGGCGAUGAAGAGGGAUCUCGUGCGUGUCGUCGCCAAUAUGGUCCACGCCCACACCGCCAACCAGGACCUCGUUCGAACCCUGGAGGGCAUUCCGCUGGUGCUCAACUGCUGCCAAGUAGACGACCUCAACCCAUACAUGCGAGAGUGGGGCAUCCUGGCGGUGCGGAACCUGUGCGAGGACAACGAGGCCAACCAGCAGAUCAUUUCGUCGAUGCAGUACGUCGGGGUGGCCGACAACCCCGAGCUGACGCGCAUGGGCCUCAAGGUCGUCAUGGAGGGCGGCCAGUUCCGCCUCCGCAAGCUCGACGAGUAA
This is a messenger RNA of Acanthamoeba castellanii str. Neff, 1752 nucleotides long. Its product is annotated as spinocerbellar ataxia type 10 family protein. The record is from RefSeq and is a predicted model, not a curated record. Bases 1 to 1752 code for a protein of 583 amino acids. Gene Ontology annotation, cellular component: cytosol. Lineage: Eukaryota; Discosea; Longamoebia; Acanthamoebidae. The transcript has 10 exons.